GAAGAAUGGUGCAUCAUUGGACAGGGGCAGUGACAUCGCGUGGUUUAAAGACGGUUCGGUUGGCACGGUCGGUGGUGGUGGUGGCGGUGGGUCAAACAAAUCAAGCAACUGGAACAAAACGACGUCGAACCAACGGUCAAGGACGCAGGGGAGAUCCGCGGUCCGUGCGGUAGGAGUGGCCACGGUACUAUGGGUUGCCGUGUCGCAGCUGAUCCUCGGCAACGUUGCGUACUCGCUGGAAGGUGACUCGUCCAGCAGCAGUAACGCUAGUAACGCCGGAUAUGGUAACACUUACAGCAAUCGGUUCGGAAGAUUGCUUCUGAACGGUACACGGCCGUCGGUGGCGGUGACGGCUGGUGUAGUAGCGACGAGAGGUUCGUCCUCGUCUAGUGCCGCCACACACAUCACCACCACCAGUACCGCUGACCGGGGUCUGUUCGAUGGCGGAGUGGAAUUCGUCGUUGCCGAUGGCACCGCUGCUGCUGGCUUUAACGAUUCCAGCGAAAUGCCCCAAAUUCCGGAGUACAUCCGGGCGACGUCGAUGGUGUUCUGUAUCAUUAUCAUGUGUCUCGGCGUUAUCGGCAACAUUAUGGUCCCAAUUGUCAUACUCAAGACGAAGGAUAUGCGCAACUCAACCAACAUCUUCCUCACCAAUCUCAGCAUCGCCGAUCUGCUGGUUCUGCUCGUCUGCACUCCCACCGUACUGGUGGAGGUCAAUUCGCCGCCAGAGGUUUGGGUGCUCGGCGAAGAGAUGUGCAAAGCGGUACCGUUCGUGGAACUAACGGUGGCUCACGCGAGCGUUCUGACGAUUCUGGCAAUUUCGUUCGAGCGGUACUACGCCAUCUGCGAACCCCUGAAGGCAGGCUAUGUUUGCACAAAGACGCGCGCCCUACUAAUCUGCCUUGCGGCGUGGACCGUCGCUGCCAUCCUGACGAGUCCAAUCUUGAUGAUUUCUUCGUACGAGUACGUGGAGUACAUUGAUGGCAACAUGGUGGCGGCCUGCCUAUCGCCCGUGGACAGCUUCUGGCCGGCGUCCUUCUUCGUCGGCAGUAUCGUGCUGUUCUUCAUCAUCCCGCUCUUCAUACUGGUCGUGCUGUACUCGGUGAUAGCGAAGAAUCUGAUGGACAACCCGAGCAUUAUAAUGUCCAGCGCGUCCAGCGGCAAUCGGGGUAACGUUUACAAGUACCGGAAGCAGGUAAUCUUCAUGCUCGGUGCCGUGGUGGUUAGCUUCUUCGUCUGUCUGCUACCGUUCCGGGCGCUUACACUGUGGAUCAUUAUUGUGCCGAGCGAGGCGAUCGUUUCGGUCGGUAUCGAACGGUUUUACAUCUUGCUGUACUUCUGCCGCAUCAUGCUGUACAUGAACUCGGCCAUCAAUCCGAUCCUGUACAACCUGAUGUCGUCGAAGUUCCGUAAUGGAUUUUUGCAGCUGCUCGGAUGCGGUAAGAUUGUACGAUCGGACAGCAUAUCGAGUGGGGCACGCAAGGGCGGUGGUACGUUCCAUACUGGUUCAACGAAUCUUAGCAGCUCGCACGGUACCAGCUCGAGUCAACGGAAAAGCCAGCGCGAGGACAGUAGCAAUGGUGGCAACAGCAUCCGGCGGCCUACGGUACAGUUUCAGCAGCCACCGGUGAGUGAUGAGUGGCAUCCAUCUGGUUCGGGUGCAUUGAGACGUCACAGCAGUAUCAUAUCGAUUCGAGCCGUUCCGAGUGGGGGGAAGUUGAACGCCGCAGAGUCAAAGCAACUGGAAGGGACACUUUUUGGACCGGUGCUUGAAAACGGUAACAAAAUUGUAGAGGAAGAGGAAGCAGCAGAUGAUAGUGUCGUCAGCAAUGUAAGAGGCAUCAUUCCUCUUUCACAACAACAACAACCACUGCCAAACAGUAACGGUUUCCAUAGGUUUAAGGAUAGAGUUAAGUUUAACGGUUCGCGACAGUCGUACCGAGCAAAGUUAGAUUUUCACCACUACCGUGGUAGUUAUGUAGGUCACGGUCAACUCACUGACAUCACUAGCAACAGUGACACCUCUGAGGUGGAAUCCAACGAUGGUCCCACACCGCCGUUGAACGAUGAACAGCAGCAGCACCGAAGCAAUGACAAUAAUCGAUUCUCUCUGCUGAAAUCCUACGCUACGGCGGCACUUGCGACAGCUACAACGGCAGCUACGGCAACGGCGGUUGUGGUGAUAGUGGCCACUGGUUCAGUUGAUCUUGAUCCCAACACCGAUCACGGCAACCAUACGGAACCCGCCGGUGGCAACAGUAGUGAGACAGAAAAGCGUUCGCCAACAGCGGACCAGCAGCAGGGAACGAAUGGAAAGGAAUCACCUACGGCGUGCAUAGCAUCGUCUUUUGCCGUUGGUUCAAUGGAAUGUGAUAUUUAGCUCCUGGAGCGAAGAAUGUUGUGUUCGUAACAGUUUGGAAUUACA
Molecule: messenger RNA, 2425 nt
Organism: Anopheles maculipalpis
Lineage: Eukaryota; Metazoa; Arthropoda; Insecta; Diptera; Culicidae
Product: growth hormone secretagogue receptor type 1-like
Exons: 4
Coding region: 506-2380 (624 amino acids)
Biological process (GO): G protein-coupled receptor signaling pathway
Cellular component (GO): plasma membrane
Molecular function (GO): thyrotropin-releasing hormone receptor activity
Source: RefSeq, a predicted model, not a curated record